UGCUAAGCUUCGAGGUUCAAAAAAAAAAAAAAAAAAUCCCCAAAUCCCCAAAUUAGCCGGGAUUGAAUAAUGUCCGGUGAUAAUUCAACGGAGGGUGGCCGACGACGCAGCCGAGGAGCGGAGGCAUCGAGUCGGAAAGACGCACUCGAGAGGCUGAAGGCGAUUCGACAAGGGGGACUUCGGAAUCUAUCAGCUUCAGGUGGUGGGUACGAUAUUAGGCUAGAGAAGCCAAUCUUCGAUACGGUUGAUGAUGACGAGUACGACGCACUUGUUUCCCGGAGACGCGAGGAGGCUCGCGGAUUUGUAGUCGACGACGAGGAAGGUGGCGGUUUGGGAUAUCUCGACGAAGGUGAGGAGGAGGAUUGGUCGAAACCAAGUGGACCAGAAUCGACUGAUGAAUCAGACGACGGUGGUAGGUUUAGUGGCAGACUUAAGAAGAAGAAAACGGAGAAGAAGAAAGGGAAAGAAAUGAUGCAGCAACCUCAGAUUAAGAAGGUGAAUCCGGCGCUUAAGGCUGCUGCUACUAUCACUGGUGAAGGUAGACUUUCUUCUAUGUUCACAUCUUCAAGUUUCAAGAAGGGGAAAGAGACUGAUACAGGGAAGUGCGAGGGUAUACUCAAUGAGGUAAUUGCACAGGUUACUCCUGAUGAUCUUGACAGGGAAAGGCAUAAGAGAAGGAUACAACCAGGUACUGAUCCAGUUACUAUCUCUAGGAACAAAAAACUCAUUUCUGUUACUUCAAGCAUGAAAGUGAAGGAAUCAGAACCAAGACCUUCAGUGUACGAGGGUGAUUGUGUUUCCAUGGAGGAUGAGUUGAUGAAAGAUUUGAAAGAGGAAGAUAUGAAAGAGUCUGAAGUUAUUCCUCCGUAUGUUUCUGAGAAUAUUGAAUUACCUGGAAGUGAUAGUGUUGUAGAGGAUGGAUCAAACAAGAUUAGGAACGCUGAGGUGAAGACCGAGUUAGGUGUAAAGGAGGUGUUUACAUUGAAUGCAACAACUGAUAUGAAAGAUAAGGACCCGGCUUUAAGCGCCUCUGCUGGUUGGAAGGAAGCGAUGGGAAAAGGUGCAACUGAGAAUAGGGACUUACUUGGUUCUAGUUGUGAAGGGCAAACUGAAUUUGAUUUGAAUGCUGAUGGAUCACUUCAUUUCUACAUUCUUGACGCUUAUGAGGAGGCUUUUGGCGCGAGCAUGGGCACAAUAUAUCUGUUUGGGAAGGUUAAAAUGGGAGAUACGUACAAGAGUUGUUGUGUGGUAGUUAAGAAUAUUCAGAGGUGUGUUUACGCUGUUCCAAAUGAUUCCAUAUUUCCUUCCCAUGAACUAAUCAUGCUCGAGCAAGAGGUGAAAGACUCUCGACUUUCUCCUGAAUCCUUUCGCGGGAAAUUACAUGAAAUGGCAUCAAAACUGAAGAACGAAAUUUCUCAGGAAUUGUUACAACUCAAUGUUUCAAAUUUUAGCAUGGCGCCUGUCAAGAGAAAUUGUGCUUUUGAGAGACUGGAUGUUCCUGCAGGCGAACAAUUUGUUUUGAAGAUAAAUUAUCCAUUUAAGGAUCGUCCACUUCCAGAAGAUCUUAAAGGCGAGUCUUUCUGCGCUUUGCUCGGGUCUCAUACCAGUGCUUUGGAACAUUUUAUUCUUAAGAGGAAGAUCAUGGGACCUUCUUGGCUCAAAAUUUCAAACUUCUCUACUUGCUCACCUUCUGCAGGAGUGAGCUGGUGCAAGUUUGAGGUUACUGUUGACUCUCCCAAGGAUAUCACUGUUUUAGUUUCGGAGGAGAAGGUGGUUCAUCCUCCUGCUGUCGUUACAGCCAUAAAUUUAAAGACUAUGGUUAAUGAAAAGCAGAACAUAAGCGAAAUCGUUUCUGCAUCUAUUCUCUGCUUUCACAACGCCAAGAUUGAUGUUCCAAUGCCAGCUCCAGAAAGAAAGAGAUCUGGUAUUCUGAGUCAUUUCACCGUUGUUAGGACUCCUGAAGGAACUGGUUACCCAAUUGGUUGGAAAAAAGAAGUGGCUGACAGAAAUCUAAAGAAUGGCUGCAGUGUUUUAAGUAUUGAAAACAGUGAAAGAGCAUUGUUGAACCGAUUGUUUUUGGAGUUGAACAAAUUGGACAGUGAUGUUCUUGUGGGACAUAAUAUAUCAGGUUUUGAUCUGGAUGUUCUUCUUCAAAGAGCCCAGGCUUGCAAAGUUCAGAGUAACAUGUGGUCCAAAAUUGGCCGACUUAAACGCUCUUUCAUGCCUAAGCUUAAAGGAAACACUAAUUUUGGGUCUGGAGCUACACCAGGGCUCAUGUCUUGUUUUGCUGGAAGGCUCUUGUGUGAUACAGAUCUGUGUUCUCGUGACUUGUUAAAGCAGGUCAGUUAUUCGUUAACGGACCUUUCAAAGACACAGCUGAACCGGGACAGGAAAGAGAUAGCGCCCAAUGAUAUUCCCAAAAUGUUUCAGUCAUCCAAAACACUUGGGGAACUUAUUGAAUGUGGUGAGACGGAUGCAUGGUUAUCCAUGGAGCUCAUGUUUCACUUAAGUGUUCUUCCUCUCACUCUCCAGCUUACUAACAUAAGCGGCAAUCUUUGGGGGAAAACACUUCAAGGAGCCAGGGCGCAGAGAAUCGAAUACUACUUACUACAUACAUUCCACUCGAAAAAGUACAUUCUCCCAGACAAAAUAUCACAACGUAUGAAGGAAAUAAAGUCAUCAAAAAGAAGAAUGAAUUAUGGUCCGGAGGAACGCAAUGUAGAUGAAUUAGAUGCUGACAUGGCUUUGGAGAAUGAUCCGUCUAAGGGCAGCAAAACAAAAAAAGGUCCAGCCUACGCUGGUGGACUGGUGUUGGAGCCAAAGAGAGGCUUAUAUGACAAAUAUGUGUUGCUUCUGGAUUUCAAUAGUCUUUACCCUUCUAUUAUACAGGAAUACAAUAUCUGUUUUACGACUAUACCACGAUCUGAAGAUGGAGUUCCUCGUUUACCUUUGAGUCAGACACCUGGAAUUCUUCCAAAGUUGAUGGAACAUUUGGUUAGUAUAAGGAAAAGCGUCAAAUUAAAGAUGAAGAAGGAAACAGGUCUCAAGUACUGGGAGCUUGACAUUCGGCAGCAGGCAUUAAAGCUCACAGCCAACAGUAUGUAUGGAUGUCUGGGGUUUUCUAAUUCAAGAUUCUAUGCUAAGCCUUUAGCAGAACUCAUAACACUACAGGGAAGGGAGAUCCUGCAAAGAACCGUGGAUCUUGUCCAGAAUCAUUUAAACCUAGAGGUAAUAUACGGUGACACAGAUUCAAUCAUGAUUCACAGCGGACUAGAUGAUCUUGAAGAGGUGAAAGCCAUUAAAUCAAAAGUCAUCCAAGAGGUCAAUAAGAAGUAUAGGUGUCUAAAAAUUGACUGUGAUGGUAUAUACAAGAGAAUGCUUCUUCUUCGAAAAAAGAAGUAUGCUGCUGUCAAGUUGCUGUUUAAGGAUGGGAAGCCUUGCGAGGACAUUGAGAGAAAAGGUGUGGAUAUGGUCCGUCGAGAUUGGAGCUUGCUCUCUAAGGAAAUAGGAGAUUUAUGCCUGAGUAAAAUCUUGUAUGGAGGGUCAUGUGAGGAUGUUGUUGAAGCAAUUCAUAACGAACUUAUGAAGAUACAAGAGGAAAUGAGAAAUGGGCAAGUUGCGCUUGAGAAGUAUGUCAUCACCAAGACAUUGACUAAACCGCCUGCAGCUUAUCCAGAUUCCAAAAGCCAACCACACGUUCAAGUUGCACUCAGAAUGAGGCAACGUGGAUAUAAAGAAGGUUUCAAUGCUAAGGAUACUGUACCAUAUAUAAUCUGCUAUGAACAGGGUAAUGCUAGCUCUGCCAGUUCAGCAGGGAUUGCUGAACGUGCUAGGCAUCCCGAUGAGGUGAAAUCAGACGGAAGCAGAUGGUUGGUUGAUAUAGAUUACUACUUGGCACAACAGAUUCAUCCGGUGGUGUCUCGUCUAUGCGCAGAGAUUCAAGGAACAAGUCCUGAACGUCUAGCCGAGUGUUUAGGACUUGACCCAUCACAGUACCAAAGCAAAUCAAACAACGCCACGAGCAGUGAUCCUUCGACCUCCCUCUUAUUUGCUACAAGCGAUGAAGAAAGAUAUAAAAGCUGUGAGCCGUUAGCAUUAACAUGCCCCAGCUGCUCUACUUCUUUCAACUGUCCAUCUAUUGCCAGUUCUGUUUGUGCGUCAAUCAGUAAGAAACCUGCGACACCUGAAACAGAGGAAUCUGAUUCCUCAUUCUGGCUUAAACUGCAUUGCCCGAAAUGUCAGCAGGAAGAUAGCACUGGAAGAAUAUCCCCUGCUACGAUAGCUAACCAGGUGAAAAGACAGCUUGAUGGAUUUGUGUCAAUGUAUUACAAAGGCAUAAUGGUGUGUGAUGACGAGUCUUGCAAGCACACAACCCGCUCCCCCAACUUUCGCUUGCUUGGUGAACGUGAACGGGGAACAGUUUGCCCAAACUAUCCUAACUGUAACGGAACCCUCUUAAGAAAGUACACUGAAGCAGACUUGUACAAGCAACUGUCCUAUUUCUGCCACAUUUUAGACACACAAUACUCUCUAGAAAAGAUGGAUGUUGGCAUGAAAAUUCAAGUAGAGAAAGCAAUGGCGAAGAUAAGACCUGCGGUUGAAUCAGCAGCAGCCAUCACUCGAAGUAUUAGAGACCGGUGUGCUUAUGGAUGGCUGCAACUCACAGACAUAGCUAUUUGAUAGUUGUAACUUGUAAUAAUCAUCUCAUGUAACUAAAUCAAUCUUUUAUAUAAUCUUCUUCAGACAUCAUUAUAAUCAAACUACUCAGUUUUGUUCA
This is a messenger RNA of Camelina sativa (false flax), 4777 nucleotides long. RefSeq names its product DNA polymerase alpha catalytic subunit. The record is from RefSeq and is a predicted model, not a curated record. Lineage: Eukaryota; Viridiplantae; Streptophyta; Magnoliopsida; Brassicales; Brassicaceae. Gene Ontology annotation, biological process: mitotic DNA replication initiation; leading strand elongation; DNA replication. Gene Ontology annotation, cellular component: alpha DNA polymerase:primase complex. Gene Ontology annotation, molecular function: single-stranded DNA binding; chromatin binding; DNA replication origin binding.